Molecule: messenger RNA, 862 nt
Organism: Ceraceosorus guamensis
Lineage: Eukaryota; Fungi; Basidiomycota; Exobasidiomycetes; Ceraceosorales; Ceraceosoraceae
Exons: 3
Coding region: 124-789 (221 amino acids)
Molecular function (GO): zinc ion binding; nucleic acid binding
Source: RefSeq, a predicted model, not a curated record
UGACCUUGCCUUGUCACGACGUUUGUACAGCCCGGACACUUCGCACGUGAAUGCCCUGAGUCGUUCAAUGGAGGCGGAGGAGAGAAUGGCGGUUAUGGUCAAGACGGUGGCUACGCCAGCAAUAUGCGCCAGUGGGGUGCACCACGCAACCACAAUGAAGGCGGCUACGAUCAAGGCGACAGCGAUCGAUACGGCAACGAUGGACCGCAAGGGGGAGGGGGAGGUGGAGGCGGUCGCGCAUGUUUCCGAUGUGGAGACCCAGGUCAUUUCAUUGCUGACUGCUCACAACCGGCACCAGCUCGUUUUGGUCUGAGCGCUGCUGGAGAUCACGGAUACAUGAGCUUCAACGGCUCGGAGGACGUCAAUGGUUUUGCCACCAAGACUCAAGAUUCGGGCUAUGGUAAUCGUCGCAAUCGUCCCCCUCGCAUCGUUGCAGACGACGAUGUGCCCUAUGGAGGCACUGAGAAGUGGAACACCCCUCAAGAGAAGGCGGAGCAGCCUAACGUUGAAGAAGGCGCGGAUCAGGGUGACCACGCUGACGAUGGAUGGGGUGAAGAAGCCAACGAUCAAGAGAAUGGUGAAUCGGGCCAUCAAUCGCCAGACAACUCGAACGAUGUCGACUCGAACGUGAAAGAGGUGGUAGACCUCCUGACUCCACUCACCAUCGACCGUAAACCUCAUGCCAAGCACGUCGACGAUGAGGAGGAGUAUGCUGAUGCGGACGACGGCGAAGCCAGCGCAGAAGGCGUCCUGUCUGGUGCCGACGAUGGUCUCUCCGGCUGGGAGUAGGUCAGAUCACUGUCACCUGACUCUUUGCGAGACGGCCACCAAAUGCAUCAUUACGACCAUGCUGCAUCACUGC